Molecule: messenger RNA, 1173 nt
Organism: Cutaneotrichosporon oleaginosum
Lineage: Eukaryota; Fungi; Basidiomycota; Tremellomycetes; Trichosporonales; Trichosporonaceae
Source: RefSeq, a predicted model, not a curated record
AUGAACAUGUACCUCUUCGCCCUCCUCUGCGCGGCAAUGCUCGCGGCGGCUGUCCCAAACCCACCGCGCGCCCCAACCACUGUCGCCGUUCCUCGCGGCGCUGAGCCUGCUCCCGAGUGGUGGGAGGACGACGAUUGGAAAGACGAGUGGCAGGACGACGAGUGGCAGGAUAACCAGUGGCACGACUGCGACGACGAGAUCGUCGCCUUCACCGCCCAUGGCGGAUACCGUGACGGCACCGACGCUUCCGACGACACGUUCGACAAGGACGCUGGCGUCAACACCUCCGAUGACGACACCUCCAACGGCACUUCUUACUUCGACGAGACCACCGAGACGGUCAGCAACACGACCCUUUCCUCUGGCCCAGGCGCCGAUGCCGACCCGGCCACAGCCAUGAACUCCCCGGACACGAACACGUACUCGAACGCCACAUCCGAUGAGGAGGACGAGGACGAGAGCGACGAGGACAAGCCAGUCCACACUCCUCCUGGCGAGGCCCGUCUCAACAGUUCGGCCGCGGACCCCGCUCUCCAUGCGUCUCCCAAGCCCUCCGACUCUUCCCCUGCGCAGACGUCCAAGUCCUUUUCUGACUCCGCCUCGCCGCAGUCGGGCGCCACGGGCCACUCGCGUAACAGUGAGGCGCAGGCAGCCGCCUUCAGCGCCGACAUCGACGCACACGACCACGACGACCUUCCUUUCUGCGACGAGCUGGAGGACGAGGCGCCGUGGGUUGCCUCUGAGGCUGCUUCGCUCCAUGGGGAUGAGGGGCGCAAGUACACGGGGCAGCACCACUCGCACCAGCCUCACAAUAGCAGGCCCGAGACUGCCCCCAUCGAAGGCAAAGAUCAUCCUCUUUCCGUGAACUCGGACACGCACGCGAGCUCGUCCCCCGCGCCCAACACAGAAGCCGAGGUAAACAUUUACAGCGCGACUCACAACGAUGGUGAUACUGAGGACGAAGACGAGGACAGCUGCGAAGAGGCGGGGAAUGAAAACAACGACCUCAAAGCUCCCCCUUCCGGUCACUGUGGCCAGCCUCACCUGCCCCUCAUCCCUUCCGACAAUUUUACCAGCAACUCUUCCCCCAACGCAGCCGAAGAUGCGGCCGGUGACGCGGGUUGCUUCGACGACGACGUUUUUGCUACCGACCUCGCAUCCGAAUUUGCGUGA